CCCUGAGUUGAUAUUCCACGUCUUCGAUUUUGCUAAGCUGAAAUGUAGUCGGCUUCUCAUCGAGUCGAUUCGGCGUUAAAGUCAACUAGCUAGUAGUCAACCUAGAACGACUAUAUUGAUAAUUCUAUACGUACGGCUUCUUGCAAAUACAUUGCUCGUGUUGAUACAGUAUCUCGUAUGCCAAUUUCUAUACCCAACAGCCCUUGCAGCGUCGCAGCCAAACACCCCAACACGUCCCAGCACCGAAUACGGGGUUUUCUCCACCCGGAGAUAAAUCCUCAUUUAGGAAAUACCAAGGAAUCAAAUUAAAAGGCCAAUCGCAUAUAAAACCACGUACAGCGCAGAUGCUUGAUCGGAAAGCUUCAGCAGUUGGUUUGCGGAGGACCAGGAGCAUUGUCUAGUUUGUUACGAUGAGGGUUACAGAGAUUCUACUAGCUGUAGCUAGUCUAACCGCGACGACGACUUCCCACAUCCUAAAGCCUAUAUAUGGCAGGCAGGAUUCGAUUUUGGAGGUUACCCUGACACCUUCGCCGACGGGCGAGGCUGCUGAAUUGAUCGCCACUAUUCAAAACGUCGGUUCCGAGGAUCUUAAUCUGCUACGACUUGGUACUAUUCUCGACGAAGUAUUGCCGGUUCAAAAAAUCUCCGUCGUAGAUGAAUCAGGCGUAGAGGCUCCUUUCAGGGGGAUCCACGCGAGUAUUCGGCACGAUGCUCUUACAGCCAAGAACUUCCGUCUACUAAAGGCGUCUGAAUCUUUCGACACGGUUAUCAAAGCUGCUACCGUACACAAGUUCGAAAAAUCCGGGACAUAUACGUUCAGGGCCGUGGGAAUAAUCCCGGUAGCAGCGGCUGGGUCUACUGAGCUGUCCGGCCCGGCGAUAUCGAUCUGUUCUAACAGUAUAAGUCUCCACGUCGAUGCUCAAAGUGCCGCGGCCGUCCCUAAACUUCUGAGUUUGAAUCCGCUCGAGGGACGCACGAAUGUAGCAGACGGCUGCAACGCCACACAGCUAGCCGCCAGUACCGCAGCCCUCGACAACUGCAAAACCUUAGCUCUAGCAGCCGCAGCUGAUGCCGCAGACACGUCAUCCUCUCGAUUUGUCGAGUAUUUCAAGACUAACUCAUCGACGACGCGGCAGACUGUCGCGGACAGGCUAACGGCGGCAGCAAAAGAGUGUUCGACGACUAAUUCGGGGCUGUCGCGAUAUUUCUGCUACGAUUACUACGGCAUAUGCGAGACGGAGGGACCGUUGAACGCAUACACCAAGUGGGAUUUUGAUUUCGUCGUCAUGUGCCCGCUGUUCUACGAUACGCUUCCCGCGCUGCCCCAAGGCUGCCAUCGCCAGUGCCAGGCUACGACCACGAUACACGAGAUGACGCACUGCGAAGACGUAUAUAGCCCGCACACGAACGACUUCGUAUACGGGUAUAACGAGAGCGUGGCGUUAUCGCCCGAAGAGGCGCUGCUUAACGCAGACAAUUACUCGCUUUAUGCCAAUGGUAAGACACUAUACUUGUUAAGGGGCGAGUGAUCGAUGCUGACGUAUUGAAGCUGUAUAUUUGAAGUGUUAAAUCAACU
Daldinia vernicosa is the source of this 1576-nucleotide messenger RNA. Its product is annotated as Deuterolysin metalloprotease family-domain-containing protein. The coding region runs from base 411 to 1529 and encodes 372 amino acids. The transcript is spliced from 2 exons. Gene Ontology annotation, molecular function: metalloendopeptidase activity. NCBI's taxonomy places the organism in Eukaryota, Fungi, Ascomycota, Sordariomycetes, Xylariales, Hypoxylaceae. The record is from RefSeq and is a predicted model, not a curated record. Gene Ontology annotation, biological process: proteolysis.